AUGUGUUGUCCCUCGCCCCAUGGUUACAUUCAAGGACAACAGGCAAUAACCAGAGGUAAACGCUUACCAAUACUCACUUAUAUUAUGAAGAGGUAUAUUCUGGCGAUAGUGUUGGCACUAACGGUCAUACAUGUAGGGGUUCUAGCUAAUUCCGAUUUCCGGUCGAAAUUAAGACGAGCAUCGGACCCAGCCAAGAAAGUCAACCGUCAAUAUAUCAUUAACUUGGGUGCGACAGUUUCAAAUUCGGAAGUAAUGAACCAUCUUCAAGCGACAAGGGGACUCUUCACGACAGAUAAUGAUGACAAUGCCGGGGUUGAUACAUCAAUGGUUGAUGGUCGCGGUGGUUGUUGGAUUAAACGGAGGGGCAAAUUUAUCGAUAUGAUUGGUUUCAAAGCUUACAUUGUGUCGUGUAUUUCAGAAAGUGAUCUAAAUCAAAUCCUGGCUUUGCCAAUCGUCAAAUCAGUUCAAGAGAGCGUACGGUUCAGUUUGGAUACAGAUAAAGAUCUGAACGCUGCUGCUAGAAGUCAUCAUGGAGGCCGUGUGAAAAGAAACGAACGACGUUGUACUAUUAUUAACAGUUGUGUUACGAGGAACGUCAAUAGCUGGGGGCUUGACAGACUUGAUGGUUACCUCAACAACCAACUUCUAGCAAAGGGUCUAGGAACUGACGUAGAUGUCUAUAUUGUUGACACAGGAGUUAGAUACACUCACGAAGAAUUCUGUGGUCGGGUUGAGACUGGGAAAAACUUCGUAGAUACUGGCUCAUCCGCCGAUGACGACCAUGGGCACGGGACUCAUGUUGCGGGUACUGCCGCGGGACAGAAAACAGGGGUUGCCCGUAAUGCAACUAUUAUACCUGUUAAAGUGAUGGAUGCUCAGGGCUUGGGAACUUCAGCGGGAAUCGUGUCAGGACUGGGGUGGAUUGUGCAACAAUAUAGAAGCAGAGGAAGAAAGGCUGUUAUCAAUAUGUCUAUUGGGUGUCCAUGCAAUGCUCCUGAUAUGAACAAUGCCGUUAAAGCUGCGGUAGAUGAAGGAAUAGUUGAUGUAGUUUCUGCUGGAAACGAUAAUGUAGACGCUUGCAGCGACUCACCCGCUAAAGAACCAUCAGCUAUAACUGUUGCAUCAUCCACCAACUCGGACAGUAGGUCAGUUUUCUCUAACUAUGGAACUUGCGUCGACAUCUACGCUCCAGGCUCAAACAUCUACAGUGCAUCGUAUACUAGUGAUAGCGCUUACGAAACCAGAAGUGGUACAUCAAUGGCCGCUCCACAUGUAGCAGGUGUCGUUGCAAAGUAUCUUAGCACAGUUAGUUAUAAUCCAUCCCCUGCUCAAGUCAGGAUCUGGCUUAUUAACAACUCCCUUAAAAAUCAGAUCACCAACAAUCCAUAUGGACCAAAUGACCUCCUACAAGCAGUCGAAUGUUAAUGGUCUUAGACUGGUCAGCAAACUGCAACUGGAACAAGUGAAUCGAUAACAAAAUCGUACACAGAUUUGAUUAACAUUGCAAUGUAUACUCGAUAUACGAGGAAUACUAAUAAAUACUAUAAGCUAUUAAGCUGUAGAGGUAAAUCAAA
This is a messenger RNA of Owenia fusiformis, 1574 nucleotides long. NCBI's taxonomy places the organism in Eukaryota, Metazoa, Annelida, Polychaeta, Sabellida, Oweniidae. The record is from the annotation of a GenBank genome assembly.